This is a messenger RNA of Fundulus heteroclitus (mummichog), 2872 nucleotides long. It is a transcript of the gene pparaa, whose product is annotated as peroxisome proliferator-activated receptor alpha a. The record is from RefSeq and is a predicted model, not a curated record. Gene Ontology annotation, biological process: negative regulation of transcription by RNA polymerase II; positive regulation of transcription by RNA polymerase II; negative regulation of inflammatory response. NCBI's taxonomy places the organism in Eukaryota, Metazoa, Chordata, Actinopteri, Cyprinodontiformes, Fundulidae. Gene Ontology annotation, molecular function: RNA polymerase II cis-regulatory region sequence-specific DNA binding; nuclear receptor activity; zinc ion binding. The transcript has 9 exons. Bases 419 to 1891 code for a protein of 490 amino acids. Gene Ontology annotation, cellular component: nucleus.
GCAGUUUGAGCCUGCUAUACUAAAUAUCACUGCUACGAUUAAUUGAAUGCAUAGAUCAUGUUUAAUUUAGCUGCGGUCCGGGCCUAUGAGCAGCGUCUGCUCUUUGAUUCGCCCGGUCUGAUUGGUUGGAUCUAUAGGUGUGUCGGGGGGCGUGGCCUUCCCCGCACAGGAGACGCAGCUUGUGACGUUGGAGAGAGGAGGGGUGGGGGGAGUCGGCAACGCGUCAAGGUCCCAACUGAGCCGGUCACAGGACCAAAAACACCUCCCUCCCCUCUCAUCUAGUCUCGGAAAAACUUUCAACACAAUCUGGAAAUGCUUCGAGUGGCAGGGGCGCAGGAGGUUGGAGAGCAUGUUUUGUGAGGAAGAUCAAGACCAGCUCGUUUGUGACCCUGAACAGGAUUAAGCAGUCUGGAGAAUAAUGGGUAAUCCCUAUAAGUUUGGAUCACCGGUCUCCAACAUGGCAAUUGAUCUCUACAGUCCUCCAUCCCCUCUUGGGGAAUCCCUCCUGGACAGUCCACUGUGUGCAGACCUGAUGGGGAAUCUUCCUGACUUUUCCCAGUCAAUAGAAGAUGACUCACUGGGAUUUGAUUUCCCGGAGUACGAAAACUCUGGUUCUGGGUCCAAUAACUCUAUCACACUGGAUACGCUAACUCCGGCCUCCAGUCCUUUGUCUGGGGUGUGUGGCGCAUCGCUUUGUCCAGAUGAGGGUAGUAGCCCCCUUAACCUCGAGUGCAGGGUGUGCUCAGACAAAGCUUCAGGCUUUCACUAUGGCGUGCAUGCAUGUGAGGGCUGCAAGGGUUUCUUCCGGAGGACCAUCAGAUUAAAGCUGGAAUACGACAAGUGUGAACGCAACUGUAAAGUCCUGAAGAAGAAUCGAAACAAAUGCCAGUACUGCAGGUUCCAGAAGUGUCUGUCUGUGGGGAUGUCCCAUAACGCCAUCCGGUUCGGUCGGAUGCCCCAAGCAGAGAAGCUGAAGCUCAAGGAGGAAAAUAAAGUUGUCGAAACAAAACAAGAAGAUCCCAUCAAGGCCGACCACAAGAUUCUGGUCAGACAGAUCCACGAAGCCUACAUGAAGAACUUCACCAUGAACAAAGCAAAAGCGCGCCUCAUACUGACCGGGAAAACCAGCAAGCCGCCUUUCGUCAUCCAUGACAUGGAGACGUUUCAGCUUGCCGAGAAGACGUUAGCAGCCCACAUGGUAAGGACGGAGUCCGCGGAGUCCGACGGAGACCUCCGAGCGGGGCAAAUAAUCCCGGCCAUGGCGUGCGAGGAGCACCAGCAGAGGGAGGCUGAGGCGCGGCUUUUCUACUGCUGCCAGAGCACCUCGGUGGAGACGGUCACCGAGCUGACCGAGUUCGCCAAAGCUGUGCCCGGCUUUCAGAGCCUGGACUUGAAUGAUCAGGUGACUCUUUUGAAAUAUGCGGUUUAUGAAACCCUCUUCACCCUCCUGGCGUCAUGUAUGAACAAGGACGGCCUCCUCGUGGCACGCGGUGGAGGCUUCAUCACCCGCGAAUUCCUCAAAGGCCUCCGGCGGCCUUUCAGCGACAUGAUGGAGCCAAAGUUCCAGUUCGCCACGCGCUUCAACUCUCUGGAUCUGGACGACAGCGACCUGGCCCUCUUCGUAGCGGCCAUCAUCUGCUGUGGGGACCGUCCCGGCCUGGUGGACGUGCCUCUGGUGGAGCAGCUGCAGGAAAGCAUCAUCCAGGCUCUACGGCUCCACCUGCUGGCCAAUCACCCAGACGACGCGUUCCUCUUCCCCAGACUGCUGCAGAAACUGGCCGACCUCCGGGAGCUGGUAACGGAGCAUGCACAGCUGGUUCAGGACAUCAAGACAACGGAGGACACGUCGCUGCACCCCCUCCUGCAGGAGAUCUACAGAGACAUGUACUGACAGAGUUACUUCGAGUUCACAUUAGGGUGAAUGCUCCGAACAGACUGUCCCGGCCGUCACCUUCUGCACAAGUAUUAACUAAAAGCCGAACACUGAGCUGAACAUGCAGUCAUGUACAGUUAGGUAUACAUACAUUUAUGCACAGUAACCGGAUAGGAUUUCUCUACAUACAUGCACUGAUUUGAGCCCAGGAACAUGAAGCACAGAUUUCCUUAGGUGGGGUUGGAAUAGUCCUAUUUCUUGUGUGUAUUUAUUCAAACCGGCCUAAUCUGCCCUUUUCUUUUUUUUUUUAAGAUAUACUGUUGGAGAAAAAACAUAAAUCCGUGCUUUAAAUGUCUACUGCUUGAGAUCAGGUUCCGUUACCACGACUUCUUCUAUUGUAAACUGCAGUUUCUAAUGUUGCAAAUUAAUAUUAAUCUUUCAGUGUGCUGCUUGAAAAGCUCGGAGAUCGCCGCGGUUUGCCUUUGACCUUUUCAGGUUUCUAAUCUGCCGAGUAGAACAUGUCUUUGUCCAAGCCCUGUGAAUUCAACUCACUGGCCUGUAUUACAUAUUUGCACUAAAAACACAACGAUCUGUAGAACUGGUUCACGUAAUAUUUUGGAAAUAUAACCAGAACCCAUUGACAACAGAGAAAGAUAAGGGGGCUACCAAAACAGGGAAGCUUGCUGCCUUAUUUUCUCAUUUCAGACAUUGAGCCAAUCUUGUAUGUGCUAAUUAAGCGCUUUAUAUUUUUUUUAAAAUCAUGUACAGUACACGCAAUUACUUCUGUAAAAAUAAUUACUCUGUAGAAGCAUAAUGUGAAUUUAUAUAUUUAAUUAUUUUAUGUACAAUGCGGUGAUUUAUAUCUACUGAUGUUGUAAAGCGAUUUAUCUUUUUAACCACUCUCUUCAUUAAAAUUGAGUCAACACAUUUUUUUUUUUUAUGUUUUCAUUCCUCACAGGUAAGCUGAACUGGUUUGGUCCCAAUUGCUGCAAUAAAUAA